GGAGCAGCUCCUGGAAUAGGCUAGUCGCUGCUAGGCACCCAGACACCAUGGGGAAGCUAGUGGUACUGACCUUGCUGGGGGCCAGCUUGGCCUUAAUAGGGGAGAGGCUUCUGACCUUUAGAGAAAGAUUUAGUUCAACACGGGAGAUCAAGCCCACAGAACCUCAGCACUGCCACCUGAUUGAAGGCCUUGAGAAUGGCUCUGAAGAUAUUGAUAUACUUCCUAGUGGACUGGCUUUUAUCUCAACUGGAUUAAAAUAUCCAGGCAUGCCAAAUUUUGCACCAGACAAACCAGGAAGAAUUUUUCUAAUGGAUUUGAAUGAACAAAAUCCAAAGGCACAAGCACUGAAAAUCAAUGAUGGAUUUGACAAAGAAUCACUGAACCCGCAUGGGAUCAGUACCUUCGUCGACAAAGACAACACUGUGUAUCUUUAUGUUGUGAACCAUCCUCACAUGGAUUCUACUGUGGAAAUAUUUAAAUUCGAAGAACAACAGCGUUCUCUCAUCCACCUGAAGACUAUAACACACGAACUUCUCAAGAGUGUGAAUGACAUUGUGGUGGUUGGGCCAGAGCAGUUUUAUGCUACAAGAGACCACUACUUUACCAGCUACUUCUUGAUACUUCUGGAGAUGUUCAUGGACUUUCAGUGGACUUACAUUCUUUUCUACAGCCCACAAGAGGUCAAAGUAGUGGCCCAAGGAUUCAGUUCUGCCAAUGGAAUCACAAUCUCACUAGAUCAAAAGUAUGUCUAUGUAGCUGAUGUAAUGGCUAAGAAUAUUCAUGUAUUGAAAAAACAUGAUAAUUGGAAUUUAACUCAAGAGAAGGUAAUUCAAUUGGGAACAUUGGUGGAUAACUUAACUGUUGACCCUGCCACAGGAGACAUUUUGGCAGGAUGCCAUCCUAACCCCUCAAAGAUAUUGGUUUACAACCCUGAGGAUCCUCCAGGGUCAGAAGUACUACGCAUCCAGGAUGCUUUGUCAGACAAGCCCAGGGUGAGCACACUCUAUGCCAACAAUGGCUCUGUGCUUCAGGGGAGCUCUGUGGCGUCUGUGUACCAUGGGAGAAUGCUCAUAGGCACUGUGUUUCACAAAGCUCUGUACUGUGAACUCUAGAUCCUCUUCAAAAGUCUUCAUACUUUUCAUAUUUAGCCAAAGUAAAAUUACAGGUGUAUGCUAAAUUAUUUGCAAUUACCAGAAAAAUGUGUAUGGCUUUUCUUAUGGAGAAAAUAAAAGGAGUACAGAAACUUA
This is a messenger RNA of Alexandromys fortis (reed vole), 1247 nucleotides long. It is a transcript of the gene Pon3, whose product is annotated as paraoxonase 3. Gene Ontology annotation, cellular component: extracellular region. Gene Ontology annotation, biological process: response to toxic substance. The transcript has 9 exons. Gene Ontology annotation, molecular function: arylesterase activity. The coding region runs from base 48 to 1112 and encodes 354 amino acids. Lineage: Eukaryota; Metazoa; Chordata; Mammalia; Rodentia; Cricetidae. The record is from RefSeq and is a predicted model, not a curated record.